AACCCGAUAGCAAUGAUGAAACAAUAGCCGAUAGUGACUACGAGCCCAUUGCUGGGCCGAGCACUAAUUUACCUAAAAAAAAAUAUGUAACAAGAAAUAGGGGCAAGAAAGUUUAUAUAAAGUUUGAUGUUGCCCAGUCAUCCCCAG
This is a messenger RNA of Dentiscutata erythropus, 147 nucleotides long. The record is from the annotation of a GenBank genome assembly. Lineage: Eukaryota; Fungi; Glomeromycota; Glomeromycetes; Diversisporales; Gigasporaceae.